GGUGCAUGCGCGCUCGGCAGCCUCCUCUCCACUCCGCGGCAGACAUGGGAGCUCUGCGCGCCGCUCUCCUCCUGCUGCUGCUGCUCCUCAUCUCGCCCUGCGGCUCCACGCACGGAGGUGACGCAGAGCACCGGGACGGGGAGGAUGAGGGUGACGUGGGCAGCGACGCGAGGCUUCUGGGAGACGGAGUCGAUGACGGCGGUGCGGACGAGCGGAGCGACGGUGAGGACUACGGGGGUCUGGAGGGCGGCGACGAGGGCGGCGACGAGGGCGGCGACGAGGGCGGCGACGAGGGCGGCGACGAGGGAGGCGACGAGGGCGGCGACGAGGAGGAGCAAGUGACUCCGGACGGUACCACCGCUCCAACAGACGGCGGCGGAAUCGACGAGGAGGAGGAGGAGGAGGAGAGGCCGGGAGGGACGGCCGAAGAAGAGACGGAGACUGCACACGGGGAGGACGGGAACGAGGAGGAGGAGGAGGAGGAGUCGCCUGAGAAGAGCGAAUCUUCACCUCGUCGCGACGAUGGCGGCAGCCGUGACGACGACGGCUCCUCGUCCACGGAAAGCCCGCCAGUGCUGCGGGCGCUGGGGGGCACGGGCGACGGCGCCCCCUGCGCCUUCCCCUUCCUCUUCCUGGGCCGCGAGUACACCGCCUGCACCACCGACGGGCGCGACGACGGCCGCCUGUGGUGCGCCACCACCUACGACUACGGCCACGACGCCCGCUGGGGCUUCUGCGAGACCGACGAGGAGGCGACGAGGAGGCUGCGUCUGCAGGAGGCGGAGGAGGUGUACCACUCGGCCAUGCGCGUCAUCAACGGCACGGGCGGGAAGAGCCGCAAGCGCGAGGGCUACAAGCUGCUGGAGCACGCGGCGGAGCUGGGCAGCAUGCGCGCCGCCGAGCGGGUGGCGAUGGCGGCGCUGUUGGGGGAGUACGCGCGGCAGGACGUGAGUGCGGCGCUCUCCUCGCUGCAGGCGCUCGCGCAGGGCGGCUCCCCCAGGGCACAGACGGCGCUGGGGUUCGUGUACGCCACCGGCAUCAACGUCAACUCCAGCCAGGCCAAGGCUCUGGUCUACUACACGUUCGGGGCACUCGGAGGAAACCUGAUGGCUCACAUGAUCCUUGGUUACCGCUACUGGGCGGGUGUCGGGGUUGCUCAGAGCUGCGAGUCGGCACUCACUCACUACCGCACCGUGGCCAACCAAGUGGCGAGUGACAUCUCUCUGACGGGCGGCUCGGUGGUGCAGCGGAUCCGUCUGCUGGACGAGGCCGAGUCCCCCGGCUCCAGCUCAGCCAUGCUGGACGACGACCUCAUCCAGUACUACCAGUUCCUCGCCGAGAAGGGCGACGUGCAGGCGCAGGUGGGGUUGGGCCAGUUGCACCUGCAGGGCGGCCGAGGGGUUGAGCAGAACUUCCAGAAAGCAUUUGACUACUUCCGGCAAGCGGCGGGCUCCGGAAAUGGCAACGCGCUGGCAUUCCUUGGCAAGAUGCACUCAGAAGGCUCGGACGUGGUCCCCCAGAACAACGAGACGGCGUUCCAGUACUUCAAGAAGGCGGCCGACAUGGGCAACCCCGUGGGGCAGAGUGGGCUGGGCAUGGCGUACUUGUUUGGCCGCGGCGUGCCAAUCAACUAUGACCUGGCCUUCAAGUACUUCCAGAUGGCGGCGGAGCAGGGUUGGGUGGACGGGCAGCUGCAGCUGGGCACCAUGUACUACAACGGGCUGGGCGUGCGCCGGGACUACAAGAUGGCCAUCAAGUACUUCAACCUGGCGUCGCAGUCGGGCCACGUGCUCGCCUUCUACAACCUCGCUCAGAUGCACGCCACGGGCACCGGCGUCAUCCGCUCCUGCCACACAGCCGUGGAGCUGUUCAAGAACGUGUGCGAGCGGGGCCGCUGGGCGGAGCGCAUGAUGGGCGCGUACGGCGCGUACCGCGAGGGCAACGUGGACGCGGCGCUCGUGCGCUACCUGCUGCUGUCUGAGCAGGGCUACGAGGUGGCGCAGAGCAACGCCGCCUUCAUCCUCGACCGCAAGGAGGCUCGAGUGGUGAAUGAGAGUGAGACGUACCCACGAGCGCUGCUCUACUGGAACCGCGCCGCCUCGCAGGGCUACACGGUGGCACGGCUGAAGCUGGGCGACUACCACUACUACGGCCACGGCACGGAGGUGGACUACGAGGCGGCGGCCAUCCACUACCGCCUGGCGUCGGAGCAGCAGCACAACGCGCAGGCCAUGUUCAACCUGGGCUACAUGCACGAGCAGGGCCUUGGCAUGAAGAGGGAUAUCCACCUGGCCAAGCGUUUCUACGACAUGGCGGCGGAGGCAAGCGCCGACGCUCAGAUCCCCGUCUUCCUCGCCGUGUGCAAGCUCGACCUGCUCUACGUACUCGAGUUCCUGGAGCACAGCAACCUGCUGGAGUCGUGGCGUCAGCUGGACCUGGACCGGCUGCUGGGCCCCGAGUGGGACCUCUACCUCAUGAGCGUGCUGGCCCUGCUGCUGGGCACCAUCAUCGCAUACCGCCAGCGGCAGCAGCAGCAGCAGCAGCCGCAGCAGCAGCAGCCGCUGCAGCCUGCGGCAUAAUGGGCACAACAUCCCACGCAGGUGAUUGGAACAGUCAGCGCAACAAUCGCGACAGCCGGCACAAAACAAUCACAACAGCCCCGGGGGAAGCCAGUGAUUGAAGCAGCCCCCGUACAGCAAUUGGAACGGCCCACGUAUCAUGAACAACCCCCUUCCAAGUCAUUGGAGCGGCCGCCACGGCGACGGGAACGUCCACGCGAGCGUGACAACCGUCUCAACAACGGGAGAAAGGCGCACCCUGUGGAGAAGAAGCACCAGCGGCAGCGGCAGCGGCGGCGGAGCAAGUCUCGGAUCGCUCCGGCGAGUUGCAGAUCAAGGUCCCGGCUGUUAAACGUGCGUCGUGCGACGUGAUGCGUUUUAUUUGUUUUGUCGCACGUGUUUGUUAUUUAAUUGGUCGCUGAGAAUCCGCGACGCCGAGAGGAGAAGGAGCUUCGCCUUCUCACUCUGAGCUCUUGGGGGACCCCCCCCCCCCCCAGGGCACAGGGAAAGUGCCCUGGCCCAGACCCUGACCAAGCACCUUCAAUAGAGUAAUGAUGACCAACCCCGACACUAACACCAUCCGUGAACCCGACACAGACCCUGAACAGAAGACGACCUGAUUUUGACCCUGACAGCCAGCCCCUCUCUUCCCCCCUCCUCACCGUUAACAUCACCAGCCUAACCCUGGCAUCAACCCGACAACACAAGCCCCCCUCAGCCUACUAACGUCUCCAACGUCGAUCAUCUCGAGCACUUACACCACGGCCAGCCCCCAACUAAGCUGAAACCUCUAACCCACACUCUAACCCACACACUCUAACCCACACUCUAACCCACACUCUAACCCACACUCUAACCCACACUCUAACCCACACUCUAACCCACACUCUAACCCACACUCUAACCCACACAU
Petromyzon marinus (sea lamprey) is the source of this 3471-nucleotide messenger RNA. Its product is annotated as SEL1L adaptor subunit of SYVN1 ubiquitin ligase. Gene Ontology annotation, biological process: ERAD pathway. The record is from RefSeq and is a predicted model, not a curated record. Gene Ontology annotation, cellular component: endoplasmic reticulum membrane. NCBI's taxonomy places the organism in Eukaryota, Metazoa, Chordata, Hyperoartia, Petromyzontiformes, Petromyzontidae. Gene Ontology annotation, molecular function: protein binding.